AUGAACCCCGAUGAUGAGGACAAUCGCUAUCUCAUGGAUUGCCUCGAUCUUCUUGUUGCUGCGGGAUAUUUUCGAGCACGAAUUAAAGGCCUUGCUACGUUUGACAAGAUUGUUGGUGGGAUGGUGUGGUGUUUAUCUCACUGCAAUCAAAAAAUCGAUACUUUUCUUGUAUUCAUCGAAGAUCUAGAUAUAGGACAUAAAAUCACUCUAACGGAAAAGGUAGUGCGAGUUUUGACUGAUAUACGAUGUCCACAUCCUAUUGAGCCACAUCAAAUACAAGGACUCGACCUUCAGAAUAUUUAUCCAGUCAUACAGGUGCCUCAAAUCAGUCAUUACUCAAAAAUUUACAACGAUCUUCACGAGGCGAUCGUCCGCAGAGAAAAUUCAAACGGGGAUAGUAACUUAAAAAUCUCCACGUUACUUGAGGAUGCCUACUGCACACUUGCAGAAUUCGGAAAAGGUGGCAGAACUGUGAAUUUCAGGCCGGCCAGGGACGUGAAGCUGGAGGGUGGCCUCGAAGGCGCAUCUACUACUGUAUUUCAACCUGAUAAUCUGGAGGAACUGGGUGAGAGGAAACGUCUCAAAGUUUCCACGAAGACAGCAAAGAAAAUAUUCGAAGAAAUCGACGUUCAAACAGCAAUUGAUAACGCAACUGCUGCUGGAGACAGUGAAGCCGCGUACAAGAUUAAACUUGAGGAGGCAGAGAAAAAUCUUGAAGAGCUUGAGAAACAACUCAGAGCUAAGGAACAAGAACUCGUUGAAGCAGAGGCCGACUAUGAAGCUGCUUUGAGAAAGGAAAAAGAAGUGGAGGAGAUUUAUAAGCGCUUCACACCAGAGGAAAUAGAAGAAGCACGCAUGCUCAUGGCCGAGGUUGAAGCUAUGAAAAAGCGCGAGCAAGAGUUCAAGGAUGAUGCUGAGGCCGAACUGGAGGCGAUAAGGCAAGAGAUACUGGCGUACGAACAUCCCGAAGAGAUUGUAAAUCAACGGAUAGCUCAGCUUUCAUAUCAGUUGGACAAGAUUCCCACUCAAAUAGAAAUGGCUCAGUAUCAAAAACGAUUGAUAGAGUUGUACAAUGAAAUGGGGAGCAGAAAUCGGCAAACCAAGCAAUAUAUAACUCUACAUAAUACACUUCUGGAUGUGAGGAACUAUCUCAAGAAAGAUAUUGAAAUGCUAUCAAAGAUCGAAGAAGUUCUGCCGUUAGCCAAAAAGGAGUCUUAUCGGGAAUCCUUUAUUGAAAAUUUGAAGAACUUCAAUCACUCAGUCGAAGCAGUUCAGAAAAGGGUAAAUGAUCGAAAAGCCGCUUUAAUGGAGGAGAAAACUCGUCUGACAGCUGAAUAUAACGAGUUGAAUGAUCAGAGGCGAGAAUUCAAUCGAUUAGUGGAAAGGAUGAAAGAAGUA
Ostertagia ostertagi is the source of this 1398-nucleotide messenger RNA. The record is from the annotation of a GenBank genome assembly. NCBI's taxonomy places the organism in Eukaryota, Metazoa, Nematoda, Chromadorea, Rhabditida, Trichostrongylidae.